This is a messenger RNA of Cotesia congregata, 1668 nucleotides long. The record is from the annotation of a GenBank genome assembly. NCBI's taxonomy places the organism in Eukaryota, Metazoa, Arthropoda, Insecta, Hymenoptera, Braconidae.
AUGAGUUGCAACGGAGACUCUCAAGAAGCCGACGACUCAGUAGUGUGCUUGGACACAAGUCAGGACUUAUCAGUGUGCGAAAACGAUGCUGAUGUUACUGACCACAACGACCUGGAUGAUAAAUCCAGUGAAGGAAAAACUCUGCCUCCUGGUGCUGCUCCGGAAGGGUUCAUUGUGAUUGAUGAAGCUGUCGAUGACCUCGAGGAAAAAAACGAGGAUGAUGAACCUGUUAUUAAGGUUAUCUUUAGGGACAAAAAUGUUGCCAGAGAAUACCGGAGAAGAGUGAAGGAAUAUUUGCAGAGACUAGUAAGGGUUGAUUUGCCAGAAGAUGACUCCUCAGACUUGGUUCUAGCAAUCUGGGAUAAAAAUUCUGAAAAAACAGAACGCAAAGAUUUGAGUAGUCUAUUUACAAUUGACAGCAAACCUAGCAGGGAAGAUUUCUGUAAAGUCCCGACUUAUGGAAAGAAAUUCGACCGAGUACUAAAAGAAUCAUCAGGAAACUCUGACGAAGAAAAAGAAUCAAUAGGACCAAAAUUAACCUGCUUCAACUGCCUGGAGAAUCAUAAUCUCCGUGACUGUCCCAAGCCGCGUAAUUUCAAUGAAAUAAACAAGAACCGCAAAGAAUUUUCUUCUCGAUCAAACAGCAAGAACUCACGUUACCACGUUGAUGAGGUUAAAUUUGUACCUGGUGUACUGAGCAAUGAGCUAAGAAAAGCACUUGGUCUCAGUCAUAAUGAAUUACCAAAACAUAUCUUCAAGAUGAGAACACUAGGAUACCCACCAGGGUGGUUAGAAGAAGCUAAACAGGAGCACUCGGGGUUAAACUUGUACAACUCGGACGGCAGGCGAGUCCUAGACCCAGCGGAGGAAGUCGGAGAAAUAUUUUCUCCCGAGGACAAUAUCAAGUUUGAUAUUAAAAAAAUUCACGACUACCCGGGAUACAAUGUACCGCCGGCGCCAGGUGUAAGAGAUGCAUACUGGAACCCGGAGAUGCAGGCAAUGCACAGUAAGGAGGCCAUGCUGAUGAUGUUGGCGCACCGCAAGGCUGAACAGGGCUACAAGAAAAAAAAACUAGAGACCACCACCACCACCACCAGCCAGCCCAGUCCGGAUGCUGAUGUCGAGCUUAUAGAGAUGGACUGCGAGCCCUCUGAGGAUUCUGUAGUGGAAUUAGUACCAAUUAACGGUGAAGAUUCUGAACAUCCAUUACCUCCAGGAUGUGAAGAGCUACCAGCGACUCCAAAACUUGAUCUGUCAUGUGAUUCACCGUCGUUAGCUGACUUGGAAAGAAGAAAGAAACUGUUGCUCCAGGAGUUGAACGACUCCCCGAUGUCUAGCCCGGGGACACCCAAGAGCUCCCUGAAUAACUCGACGGUCGAAACUCCAAAAUCUGCAGCCAAGUGUCUGAACAUUUCACCGGAAACUCCCACGCAGAGUUCUAACGAAACUACGCCUAAAGUUGGCGCGGUUAAAAGUGUCGAGCUGGGGACGCCCCUGCUGAAGAGCACUUCCAAGUUCACCAGGUUACCUUCCAGCGGGAAUUUCUCCAAAGACAUUUGUGAUGUUAUUAAUUUUGAAAAUUUACCUGGCGCUACUGGCAAGUACGAAAAAAUGAGUGGUAUUAUUCAAAAAAUACGGACGACUCUCUCGAAUCAAGAUUUAUCUUGA